Diaporthe batatas is the source of this 2750-nucleotide messenger RNA. RefSeq lists its product as uncharacterized. The transcript is spliced from 4 exons. The record is from RefSeq and is a predicted model, not a curated record. NCBI's taxonomy places the organism in Eukaryota, Fungi, Ascomycota, Sordariomycetes, Diaporthales, Diaporthaceae. Gene Ontology annotation, cellular component: SAGA complex. Gene Ontology annotation, molecular function: transcription coactivator activity. Bases 568 to 1935 code for a protein of 455 amino acids. Gene Ontology annotation, biological process: regulation of transcription by RNA polymerase II.
UUUCCUCCUUGCUUGGGAACAGAUACUUGCAUCAAGCUCACUUUGAAUUAUUUAAAACUAUUUAUCUCUUUUUUCUCUCUUUUCUUUUCUUCUACACGUCCUCCACUUACAGAAGUGACAAAAGGCACAUCAUCCAGCCCUGAAGCAGGCCAGGGGUACCUCAACUCUGCGGCCGACGGCCAGCAGCCCCUGGGAGGAAUUGGGUGCUUGGUGCUGCUACCGGCGCUAGCGAAACGGCACGGCGUAGUGCUCCGUCCGCGACUUCACAGCCAGGACGGCAACUUGGAUCUGACCUCACCCCAUCGUCAGCGCCGAAAACACGCAUCGAUUCGACGGCCACACCCCAUCGAAAUCAUCAUUUUGCUUCGAGAACUAGGAUCGCAUAGUGCCCAGGAGCCGCCUGAUGCCCUCAUGACCGAGUUUGCCGCGUCGCGGUACGGAUAAUUCCUGCACGCGACGUCGCCGGGCGCACUUCCGCAUCGCAUCGCAGCCGCAGUACAGAGUACCUACCGACUACCGAGUACGGAUACAUCCCACGACACACCAACCACCACCGCCAUCGCCAAAAUGCCCGACAUCAACCCCGCCGACCUGUCGUCGCGCCCAGCCGUCAACCUCACCACUCCCACCCUGUCCAACAAGACAAUUACCGUUUCAACCCCCUCCACCGCCGCAAAGCCCAUCAAGACCAGCCAGAUAAUACCCGCCCGCAUCGACCUGGAACCCAUAUAUGCCGCCUUAAAAUCCGCAAUCGGCAACGAGCAAUGGGCCACUUACAAAGAAGCCACAACCCAAUUCUUCAUCGGCCGCCUAAACCAGGCCGAGUACUCGGAGCGCAUCGACCCAAUAAUAUCAUCCCAGCAUGGCGACAAGGAACACCUUCACAACCAGCUGCUCGCUGCCUUAUAUGCUAAUGUCACCCGUGAGAUGCCAGACCAGGGCCUGGCCCCCUGGGUCAGCGCCAAUGAUAAACCUGCCAUCGGCACAGGCGCGAAGCCCGUGUCUGGCGAUGCAACCGAGCGCCGGCUGAAGGGCCAGGUCAUGCUGCUGCCAAGCCGUGAUCGCCGGCGCAUCAAGGACCUCCAGCAGAACGAUUUCGAUCCCCACGAGUCGCUCGCCGGUGUCUUUGUAGAGCAGAUGAACAGGUCAAAACGGCUCAAGCUAGCCGAGGAGAGCGUGGCCAGCAGCGGCCUGAACAUGAACCGGGAACAAGACAUAAGGAAGCGGUACCUCAAUCCUCUGGGCCUGGAGUCCGGCGAAUUCCCCGACGGAAACUACACCGACUCGCGGAUGCUACCCUACUGCUACGAGGCCGGUCUCGAGUCUGCUGCGCCCGACGCUGGGCAAUUGGUCUCCGCCGCCACCGAGUCGUUCAUCAAGGAGGUCCUCACGUCCGUAUUCAGCCGAACACGAAGCAAUGGUCCUGGCGAUUCUGGUAGUGCCGGGUUUGGAUCAACAUCAAGCUGGGUACAGACAUAUCGUUACAAGAGGCAGCUCUCGAGGGAAGAAGAGGCGGCCAUGCGCGGUGAGGUCACGCGGGACAAGUGCGGCUUGCUCCCGAUCGAGUCCAAGGCUGCGGGAGAAAGAGGCCCUCUCGGCAUCGCAGACCUGCAUCUUGCGCUCGACAUUGCAGAUUGCGGCAUGUCCCAGUUCCCUGUUAUGGUCAGGUCGCUGCUGAACGGAUACCGAGAUGGCGAGCUUGAGACCAUGAACGACCACUACUAUCUGGAUGGGCGACAGACGGCGACCUCGAACGGCGCAGAUACCGACAUCAUCAUGGCCGGAACCCAGGUGGCCAAAAAUCAGCAGCUCCCCAAUGGCGUUCCACAUGAUGAUGCGAUGGACAUCGACGACGAGUACUUCUGGGCCGGCGCGAACGACGAAGACUUGGAGGGUUUGGAUGCUGUCCUGGACUCCAUCGGGGCCAGUGGUUAACAGGGCAGGCCUCGGUCGCUAGGCGCAUCCGGUGACUGAUCUGUUUCUUCCCAAAGCGAAGCGAAGACCUGGGUGCACUAGAUUUCUAUGCACGGCGUCGGCGUUGCAGACUGGCUGGCUCUUGUUGUUAUUUUUGUGUUUGGCGUUCACGGACGCAUUUAAAGGGGCGACAUAAGGGGAUGGAAUCCAGUAUAGGGCUGCGGACCACAGCCAUCUGUACGAUGUUGUUUGUGUAUGACCAGUUUUUCUUGGAUCAUAACGGCGUUUCGGGCAAGGCCAGCACCUGCGGGUCAUUUUGGGCGGUGACAAAAAGUUGUUUUCAUGGACGAUACCCAUAGAGCCAAUGGAGAAGUGGAGGGGCUCACCGAAACAACACCAUGGAUGUGGGACGGCGGGCGGACUUGGGGGUUCAUGGCGGUGGUGAGGCUGGAGACAAGAGGCGUAUCAGCGGCCAAGGCUGCCUGCAGAGCUCGGCAGUCCAGUGAUGGGGUGCGUUUCGUAGACUGCACGCUUUUAUCCGCAUCAACAUGGUAUAAGGCACAGAGCUGGAUGGUACAGGCAUGUCAAUAAGCAUAGGCUCCAUCCCACUACUUGAGUACGUAGACAGUCAAUCCAGUCGUAGAUGAGCGUUCCUACAUGUGCAGAGGACCUCACGAGCGUGGAUUGACGUUUGCAGCUCUUGCUACUUGCUUCUGUAGGCCUUCGUCUGCCAUGUUGGUGGUGAUCGGCGCCCCGAGGCGUCACUACAGGGAUCAAGCUCUCCACCGUCGUGGAGCUGCCACCGCCCCUGCCGCAUAACCCCUGCCACCCUUGGC